AUGCGUUUCGCUCCCGGCUUGCUCUUGGCCUUGGCCUCGAGUGCCACCGCCCAGCGGUUCACCAACUCUAGUAUUCCUGCUACCGGGUCUGCUACUGAACCUGCUACCGGCACCACCACCUCUCUCUCACCCACUGACACCCAAGUGCCUGAUCAACCCCUGGACCUCGGCUCUGCCAACCUUGGUCCUGGCGCUUCCUUCGUCAAUAGGCCUGAUGGCACUAUCGCCAUUGCUCUCUUUGCCGGACCCAAUGGUGUAGCUUCCUUCUCCAUCGGCAUUCCCAACGACGCUUUCGCCGAUUUCAUUGGAAGCUUAUUUGCCAUCCUGUUCGAAAUCUUUGUGGAGCUCCUUGAGAACGCCCGCAAGCGUGCCGAUACAGACUGCACCCUCGAUGUCACUGUCGACGGCGUCAACGUCUUCGCCGAGGGUCUCACGCCCAACGGCGGCUUUGUUAGCAAAUCCAGCAGGGGAACUCUUGGUGGUGACAGCCCUCCCAACGUUGAGUUUGUUCAGUCUUGUGGUGACAACCCUGCUCAAGCCACUAUUGCCAACGUCAAGAUCGGCGCUGGUGAGGGUGAUGGUGGAAACGGCGGUGGUAACCCCAUCGUGACCGAGACUACUCUGACCAACGGCGAAGGUGAGCCUACUGCCACCGUCACCGACACCAUCAUCCCUACCGGUACUGACACUGAGACCAACACCAACGCUGAGGGUGCUACCACCAACUCUGAAGGCGAGACCAUCGUUCCCACCGGUACCGAGACUUCCACCGACAUCAACACCAACUCUGAGGGCGCCACCACCAACUCCGAAGGCGAGACCAUCACUGCUACCGGCACUGAGACCGCUCCCACCUCCACCGCUACCUCGGCUGCUGGCUUCCCUGGCUCCAUUGGCAACUUUGCUUUCUUCGGCUGUGUCGGUUCCACCGGCGGCUUCCCUACCUUUGAGCUUGUUGAGUCUUCUGCCUCCAUGGACCUCGACCGUUGCGCCGAACUUUGCGAGGGCCGCAGCUACUUUGGUGUUCACGACAACGACUGCUACGCUGGUGACGAGAUCAACGACGACAACACCGAGCGCGUCAACUCUGACCUCUGCGACAUUGAGUGCCCUGGUGACGACUCCGAGUUCUGUGGUGGUGAUGCUCCUCUUGCUCGCCGCAGCCGUCUCAGCCGCCGCCAAGCCAUCUCCAACACCAUCCUCCUCACCGUUUACGUCUCUCUCGGCGGCGCUGAUGUUACUCUCACCAACGUCCUCACUGCCACCGUGACCGACCAGUCCACCAUCACCACCACCUUCACCACCACCAUCGAGGGCGCCUCCACCACCGAGACCCAGACCGUCACCGCCAUCUACGAGUGCUACAACGGACAGUGCUACCCCGACACCGGCAAGGGCGGACGCAUCGUCUACAUCUUCAAGCCUUACCCCGGCGAGGACUGCGACGGCCAGUACGUCUACAUCUCCGAGGCUUGCUCUUGCAAGGGCGGUUCUCAAUACGUCCCCAAGUACUGCUCCAACGGUGACUGCCACGGUCUUACCGUCUACAAGCCUGAGCAGUGUGAUGACUGGUACAACUACGACGUCUGCUACACUCCUGCUGACUGCGACACUUGCGAGCACGGCCAGGUUGUCUACAAGCCUUGGGAGAACAGCUACGGUACUCCCGACCACCCCAAGGUUCCUGAGCUCCCUGUCUGCUCUUCUUCUGGCUGCCCCGAGACCGAGCACGGUUCCAAGCCCGCUCCUCCUUGCUACGGUGACCACUGUGAGGAGUCUGGCUCCAAGCCUACCCCUCCUUGCACCGGCGACCACUGCGAUGAGUCUGGAUCCAAGCCUGCUCCUCCCUGCACUGGUGAUCACUGCGAUGAGUCUGGAUCCAAGCCUGCUCCUCCCUGCACUGGUGAUCACUGCGAUGAGUCUGGAUCCAAGCCUGCUCCUCCUUGCACCGGUGACAACUGUGAAGAGUCCGGCUCCAAGCCCGCUCCUCCCUCUGGAGGUUCCUCCGACUCUGGCUCCAAGCCCGCUCCUCCUUCCGGUGGCUCUUCCGACUCCGGUUCCAAGGGCGAGGCUCCUUGCUCUGGCGACCACUGCGAGCCCACUAUUGUCAGCUCCGCUGGCAAGCAGGCUGUCGGCGGCCUUGCCCUCCUCGCUGCCGUUGCUGCUGCUCUUCUCUAA
Messenger RNA from Fusarium pseudograminearum CS3096, 2178 nucleotides. RefSeq lists its product as uncharacterized. Lineage: Eukaryota; Fungi; Ascomycota; Sordariomycetes; Hypocreales; Nectriaceae. The record is from RefSeq and is a predicted model, not a curated record. The coding region runs from base 1 to 2178 and encodes 725 amino acids. The transcript has a single exon.